This is a messenger RNA of Ictalurus furcatus (blue catfish), 2892 nucleotides long. RefSeq names its product solute carrier family 30 member 6 (gene slc30a6). The record is from RefSeq and is a predicted model, not a curated record. The coding region runs from base 42 to 1676 and encodes 544 amino acids. Lineage: Eukaryota; Metazoa; Chordata; Actinopteri; Siluriformes; Ictaluridae. Gene Ontology annotation, biological process: transmembrane transport; monoatomic cation transport. Gene Ontology annotation, molecular function: monoatomic cation transmembrane transporter activity. The transcript has 15 exons. Gene Ontology annotation, cellular component: membrane.
ACAAGUGGAUCUGAAACAGCGAGAAGAAGCAGCGCUUCAAAAUGGCGAUGGACGGUAUGUCCACGUCUGCAGCAGGGCUACCAUACCAUCAUGUUUCCGAAUACUACACGAGGAAACUCGGUCCAAAGCCGGAUGUGGUGCCUUCUGGUGUAACUGAGAGGAAAAUCGGACCUGCAGAUAAACCUGACAUGGUUUCAGUGGACGUUAUCAACUUCAAGGACUCGGAUACACCAGUGCACAGGAAGAAACAAGAAACAGACACCCAUGCUCUGGGCACCAUUCACCCCUUCCGCAAGUCACACAAGUCCAUCUUUAGCAAGUUCAUCCAAGAGUUCAACUUAGUCACUUCAGAUAGACGGUCAUGGAAGAUCCUACUGUUUGGGGUGCUGAAUGUAAUCUGCACAGCUUCUCUGCUGAUGUGGUGCAACUCCACAAACAGUAUGGCCUUAACAGCCUACACAUACCUCACCAUUUUCGAUCUCUUCAGUUUGAUUACAUGCCUCAUGAGCUCCUGGGUGACCAUGAAAAAACCAAGUCAAGCCUUUUCAUUUGGUUUUGAACGCUUUGAGGUGUUGGCAGUGUUUGCCUCUACAGUGCUGGUUCAGCUGGGCGCUUUAUUCAUUUUGAAGGAAAGCGUGGAACGUUUCAUGGAGCAACCGGAGGUGCACACGGGGCGUCUUUUAGUUGGGACCUUUGUGGCUUUGUUUUUCAACCUGCUGACUCUCCUUUCAAUCAAGAACAAGCCCUUUGUCUACGUUUCUGAAGCUGCCAGCACCAGUUGGCUACAGGAGCAUGUAGCUGACCUGAGUCAAAGUCUAUGUGGGAUCGUCCCAGCAUUGAGCAGCAUUCUUUUGCCCCGAAUGAAUCCCUUCGUUCUUAUCAACCUAGCUGGAGCUUUUGCUCUUGGAAUCACUUACAUGCUCAUCGAGAUUAACAACUAUAAUGCAGUGGACACUGUUUCUGCUGUAGCUAUCGCCCUCAUGACCUUUGGCACCAUGUAUCCCAUGAGUGUGUACAGUGGAAAGGUCCUUCUCCAGACCACUCCGUCCCAUGUCAUUGGACAGCUUGACAAAGUGCUUAGAGAGGUCUCUACACUGGAUGGAGUUUUAGAAGUCCGGAAUGAACACUUCUGGACAAUUGGCUUUGGCUCUCUGGCCGGCUCUGUCCAUGUGCGCAUCCGGCGGGAUGCCAACGAGCAAAUGGUGCUGGCUCAUGUGACCAAUCGCCUCCACACACUUGUCUCCACACUCACUGUACAGAUCUUCAAGGACGAUUGGGUGCAUCCAUCCUUGUCCACUGGCCCUCUCAACCUCUCUGAUAUCACAGUUUCAUCUGGAAAGCAACUUGAAGAACCGGAGCCACUGACUUCCACUCCCUCUAAACCAAGCAGCCCGCCCGAGUUCUCCUUCAACACACCUGGCAGGAAUGUGCGACCUGUUUUACUCCCAAAUAUUCAUCAGCAACGACCUUAUAACUUGGGCCUUGCUUACGGAUCUUCACCAUACAAUACGAUGCUCAGUCAUGGCCUAACGCAACCAGGAAGCAGCCUAGGUGUGGGUUUGGGGACAGGACCAAGAAUCCCCUCCGUUCAGAGCUACAGGACUUCUUUUAGUGCAGCUCCAAACAUAUACGGAAGCAAUCUGCUGCCUUCACAGAGCAGUCAGUAUAAACACUGAUGUAUUGUCCAAGUUGGACUAAAACAUCGACUAAGAACAGGCUGAGCUGCAGAGGACCAAAACUAUAUUUAAUUAAUAGGACCAACAGUCUUCUCUUUUAAGGACUUUCUAAUUGCAUUAAUAUUUUUUUUGUACUAUUAAACAGAUCAGAUGUUUAAAAAUGUAUUAUGUUGUUUUCCUGCUGCUGAUGCUUUAAGAGGGUUGUGUUAUAAGAGGUCAUGAUUUAUUCUAACUUUUGGAUUCCACAGGAAGCGAAUUGACUUGUGUUAAGAAGAUUUUGGUGUUUUAUGAUUUCAGAUUGCAGGUUAUUGUCUGCCCAAAAAUGCUUGAAUACAAGCAAAUAUCUGUAUUGCAUUUGAAAUCAGACACAAUUGAAUCAUCUACUGUAAGAGGAUUAAAUUGUAUCCAGUAACUACAGAAAUCAAUUACUCAUAUCAAGUAAUGGUAAACCGUUUUGAUGGGAAAUAUGUCAGAUAAGGGAUAAUGUCAAAAUGCAACAUCUGCAUAAAUAUUUCUACUUAAGGGAAAUAUCUGUGUAUUUUUAUGACUGUAGCUGCAGUAGCUGUCUAUAAGACACCAAACUGAUUAUUCCAGUUAAGAUGUGCAACCUAAAUAUAUCAAAUGUGUGGUGGUCUGGGAAAACAUGUCGAUAUUGCUGUGGCUGAAUCCCCAAAAUCUGUCAAAAAAUCUGAAAAAACUUGUAGGCAUUAUAAAGUCCUAAAAGUAGAUAAAGAGAACCCAAUUAAACAAAGGAGAUAAAAAAAAAUUAUACUUGGUCAUUUAUUUGUUGAGGAAAAUAAUAAAUAUUACAUAUCUGUAAGUGGCAAAAGUAUGUGAACCUUUGCUUUCAGUAUUCAAUUCAAUUCAAUUUUAUUUGUAUAGCGCUUUUUACAAUUGACAUUGUCUCAAAGCAGCUUUACAGAAAUAUCAACAUGGUAUACAGAUAUUAAAGGUGCGAAUUUAUCCCAACUGAGCAAGCCAUUGAGUGGUGACGGUGGCAAGGAAAAACUCCCUAAGAUGUUUUAAGAGGAAGAAACCUUGAGAGGAACCCGACUCAGAAGGGAACCUAUCCUCAUCUGGGUAACAACAGAUAGUGUGAAAAAGUUCAUUAUGGAUUUAUAUGAAGUCUGUAUGGCCUUAGGAGCAGCCGUAGUCCCAGCAGUCUGGAAUUAGAGAAGAUUUGAGCUCCAUCCAGAGGCAGAAAGGAUCUGGAUCU